ACGCGUGUGUGUUGUUGGUGUGUGUGGGUGAGUGAGAUGGCAAGAAGCACGGAGUAAGCUUCAGCACGUCCUAUAUGCGAAUUUUACCACUGCCUGGCCGUCCGGCUUCCUCGCACCAAUAUCUGGGCGAGAGUGCGAUCGUCCUGUUUGGAUGCUGAAACUGAGUCUGCGUGAUAUCGUCGCUGCGUGGUUCACUUGUGGUCACGCGGCAGGGAGGACAUCAUCUUGGACCUGCAAGGGGGAGAGGCAGUGCGGCUAGGGGAUGAGCGAUGGGAAAGCUUCACCUGUUGAAGGCCUGCUCUUCACUUACUAUCACUCUGACUCCUCCAUCACCUGUCAAUAUGACAACCUCAGCCCUGCGUAGGCAGGUGAAGAACAUAGUGCACAACUACUCUGAAGCGGAGAUUAAGGUUCGCGAAGCAACCUCAAAUGAUCCAUGGGGCCCAUCAUCGUCUCUCAUGUCAGAAAUCGCUGAUCUGACCUUCAAUGUGGUGGCUUUUGCCGAAGUCAUGGGCAUGGUGUGGAAGCGCAUCAAUGACAGCGGCAAGAACUGGAGGCAUGUCUACAAGUCCCUGACUCUGUUGGACUAUCUGCUGAAGACGGGAUCGGAGAGAGUGGCUCAACAGUGUCGAGAGAACGCCUUCACGAUUCAGACGCUUCGUGAUUUUCAAUAUGUUGACCGUGACGGCAGAGACCAAGGGGCCAAUGUCCGAGAAAAAGCACGCCAACUGGUGUGCCUUCUACGGGAUGAAGACCGUCUUCGACAGGAGAGAACUCAAGCUCUGAAGACCAAAGAGCGAAUGGCAGGGGGAGCCGGUGUGGGUGGAGGGGCCAUGUACGGAGGAAUACCCCCAUCCUAUCACCCAGGCAGGCGGACCAGCCAGCCCAGUAUGGCUGUACUCUAUGGGGAAGAGUUAACCCGCUCCAGAGGUUCUCCAUCCCCCUUUAACUCAGCCUCCUCUUCAUCUCCUCGGGGUGCCUCGGAACUGGAACAGGCUCGACCUCAAACCAGCGGGGAAGAGGAACUCCAGCUGCAGCUGGCUUUAGCCAUGAGCAGAGAGGAGAAUCAGAAGAUCAAGUGCUCACUGAUGACGUCAAUGAUGGCACCCCUGCAGGAGCAGCACUGUCACCAAGGAGACGAGUCUGUCCUGCAGAAGGUCCUGGAUGAGAGCAGGAGAGCGAGCCGGUCGGGAACGCAGGUGUCGACCACGCUGGACCUAGUGGAUUUCCUUGGCGCAUCCUCUGAGAAGCCACCUCCACCUGGUGACCUCUGGGACUCUGCACGGCCUUCCUGUAACAUUACUUCUGAUCCUUGGGAUUCUGUAGCCGUCAUAGCCCCCCCAGACCCAUCCGCGGAUGCCGCUAAUCCUUGGGCUGCGUAUGCCGACUCACGCCGAGAGCUCUGGGAGGCGGUACCCACCUGCAGCCCUGCAGUUGAUCCAACGUGGGAUAGGACCUCCGGACACGGGAUUGAUGGGACAUAUCCUGUCAGUGCUUCUGAAGAGGAGAGGCAUCAGCAAGAAGUUCCUCAACUGUGUUCUCCUCAGCCAGCUAGCUCGACAGCAGAUUUUGAGCUACGUGGGUCUGCGGAUAUAUUCUGUGGAGCAACUUCAAGCACUGAUCCCUUCAGGAAUGAAGCUCGGGUCAAACCCCAGCUCAACGGACGAGACUCGGACAGUCCAGAGAUGUUUGAUCUGUCACGACUCGCGCCCCCUGUUAGCACUACGACGCGUGUGUGUCAGACCCCUGAGGCCUUCCUUGGACCUACGGGGGCUUCGUUGGUCAAUUUGGAUGCACUGAUAGCUCCUACUCCGCCAAGCAAGGCGCGCAACAACCCAUUCCUCUCAGGUCUGAGCGUGCCAUCUUCCACCAACCCCUUCCACUGUGACCAGCGUCGCCUUACCCUCAAUCAAAUGCGUCCAUCUUCGACAUCUCCGCUGCCCUCGCACAUGCUCUCCUACAGUCCGUCACUUCCACUCCCUCUCCAUCACAGGGGGGCAGCCCUUCCCUCCUCGCACACCCAGCCUCCCACCAAACUUAUGGAACUUCCCUCUAACCUCCCCCAACCCCUGCUCCCCAUCUCUCCUCGCCCGAGACCCCAAGCACAGACGCACAGCCACAAUCCAUUCCUCUGAGACUUCAUUUGCCCUUCUUAUUGACACACUAGUCUAGACGACAACAUGAGCCUGAAUCAGAGUCAAGAUUCUGUUCAAUAUCAGCAUAUUCACAUGUGAAACGGAUCAAACGUGGACAUGACAUGGACAUGUGAAACGUAUUUGUGUCUGUCCUCAGACACAUCAGCUGCUACAUGUAACCGAACCUGAAGCCCCGAGAGCACUGCAAAUUAAAGACAAAUGAGAAGCCUGA
Messenger RNA from Hippocampus zosterae (dwarf seahorse), 2367 nucleotides. It is a transcript of the gene epn3b, whose product is annotated as epsin 3b. Gene Ontology annotation, biological process: endocytosis. The coding region runs from base 270 to 2135 and encodes 621 amino acids. The record is from RefSeq and is a predicted model, not a curated record. Lineage: Eukaryota; Metazoa; Chordata; Actinopteri; Syngnathiformes; Syngnathidae. The transcript has 12 exons. Gene Ontology annotation, cellular component: plasma membrane; endosome; clathrin vesicle coat. Gene Ontology annotation, molecular function: phospholipid binding; clathrin binding.